CUGGAAAAAACAAGUUUUUGUUUCGAUUACAAUGAUUCCAAGACAGUAGUAACAAAAAUAUGAUUCAAUAUUUUUCCAAAAUUAUUAAGAUAACAUAAAUUUACUGUAAAUUCGGUUGCAAUGGUAAGUGUGUGAAUCUUAGGCAAUUUUUCAGUUGAAAAAUUUAAAUGUGAAUGUGAGAAAGAACGUCGUUUCUGUAUGAAGUAGCCGCUUGAAAAAUGCGAGAAGUGCUAUCAAUACAUGUUGGACAAGCAGGGAUACAAAUAGGCAGUGCUUGUUGGGAACGUUACACGAUUGAACAUGGAAUUGAUCCGGAUGGCACUUUGAAUCCAGAAUUAGAACCGUGUGGUGACGGUGAAACAUUUCAGACAUUUUUCAAUGCAGCCCCCAACGGAAGAUAUGUACCUAGGUCGUUGAUGGUAGAUUUAGAGCCAUCAGCAAUAGAUGAAGUACGAUAUAACCAGUAUAAAGAAUUAUUCAAUGCAGAGUUUUUGAUUAGCGGAAAUGAAGAUGCAGCUAAUAAUUUUGGGAGAGGAUAUCACACUUUGGGAAGAGAGCUGUCUUAUACGAUUGAAGAAAAAAUAACCAAACUUCUAGACAGUAGUCCAUCUUUGGCUGGUUUCAUGAUAUUUCAUUCAUUUGGAGGCGGUACCGGCUCAGGUCUGACGUCUUUGAUAAUGGAAUAUUUGAGCGACGAGCAUCCUAAAAAGAGCAAAAUUGAAUUCAUUAUCUAUCCUUCGCCUAAACUCAGUACAGCUAUUGUGGAACCUUAUAAUACUGUUUUGGCCACUCACCACACACUGGAAGUAAGCGACUGUGCAUUUCUAAUAGAUAAUGAAGCAACGUAUGAAAUUUGCACCAGGGAUUUAUCAAUAAACAAACCAACUUAUGUACACGUAAAUCGUUUAAGCGCCACUAUAAUUUCGAGCGUCACCGCUUCUUUACGAUUUGGUGGUUCCAUAAACGUUGAUUUGCGUGAAUUUCAAACCAACUUAGUACCAUAUCCUCGAAUACAUUAUCCAGUAAUAUCAUAUUCACCGCUUUUAACCAAGCUCAGUAAAUCUCUGCGAGAAAAUAGCAUUCAGGAUAUUACAUUGGAAUGUUUUCGACCGCAUAAUCAGCUUGUUAAAUGCGACCCACGAUUUGGAAAAUACAUGUCAUGCUGUUUAUUGUACAGAGGUUUAAUAGCGCCUAAAGAAAUAUCAGCAUCUAUAAACAUGAUAAAAGAAAGAGAACUCAUUUCAUUUGUUAAUUGGUGCCCUACCGGAUUUAAAGUAGGUAUUAAUUAUCAAUCAGCUGCUCACGUACCACACAGCGAAAUAGUCGAGUCAAGCGAAUCAUUGUGCAUGCUCGCCAACACCACCGCUAUUUCAGAAGCUUGGGCUAGAAUAGAUUAUCAAUUUGAUUUGAUGUACGCUAAAAGAGCCUACGUUCAUUGGUAUCUUAGUGAAGGCAUGGAUGACGAGGAAUUCCUGAAUGCUAGGGAGGAUUUAGCGGAACUUGAAUUAGAAUACAGUGACUGCGGCAUGGAUACAAUUGACGAGGGUACUAUUGUUGAAGAUGAAGACACGCGUCAUAAAAAAAUCACCACCCAAUCUCCUACUUGAAAAUUCAAUGUUGAAUAAAGAUUUUUUUGUUUAAAUUAUUUUAAAUUUCUAAAAUGAAAUAAAAAUAACGUUGUUAA
Messenger RNA from Planococcus citri (citrus mealybug), 1684 nucleotides. RefSeq names its product tubulin alpha-8 chain-like. Gene Ontology annotation, cellular component: cytoplasm; microtubule. Gene Ontology annotation, biological process: mitotic cell cycle; microtubule cytoskeleton organization. NCBI's taxonomy places the organism in Eukaryota, Metazoa, Arthropoda, Insecta, Hemiptera, Pseudococcidae. The coding region runs from base 219 to 1607 and encodes 462 amino acids. Gene Ontology annotation, molecular function: GTP binding; structural constituent of cytoskeleton. The transcript is spliced from 4 exons. The record is from RefSeq and is a predicted model, not a curated record.